UCAUACGAUAAUAUUACAAUCAAGGUCAGCCUAGCCGAUAGCUCUAGAGAACAAAAUGAAGGUCAGCCUUACUAAGCCUUUACUCUCAUUUCUAUCGUUGAUCUUACUGCUCUCAAGCUUCAUCAACGGAGCAAAUGACUCACAAUUCCCCAUCGUCGAAGCCACAAUUGCUGAUAUUCAACUCGCCUUCGCCGACGGGAGGCUGACGUCGAGGCAGUUAGUUGACUUUUACCUCGACCAGAUUGAGAGGCUCAAUCCCCUGCUUCGUAGCGUGCUGGAAAUCAACCCAGACGCGCGGUCUCUAGCCGACGAGGCGGACUGGGAGAGGGAGAGCACCACGUGGCGCGACGGAAAAUCGUUGCUGGGAGAGCUACACGGCGUUCCGGUGCUGCUCAAGGACAGCAUAGCGACUAAGGACGCGCUGAACACGACGAUGGGGUCUUACACGCUACUUGGGUCGGUGUCGCAGAGGGACGCCACCGUCGUGGAAAGGUUGAGAAGGGCUGGGGCUGUGAUUAUGGGGAAGGCUAGUCUCAGUGAGUGGUAUGGGGCUCGUUCUUGGUUGAUUCCGUACGGUUGGUGUGGGAGGGGUGGGCAAGGCGUGAACCCUUACGUUGAGUUAGGGGAUCCGUGUGGAUCAAGCAGUGGAUCAGCUAUAUCAGUUGCAGCAAGCAUGGUGGCAGUGUCACUGGGAACCGAGACUGAUGCUUCCAUAAUCUGCCCAGCUGAUCACAAUUCCGUCGUCGGUAUCAAACCCACCGUUGGUCUCACCAGCCGGGCCGGCGUUGUCCCUGUGUCCCCACGUCAGGACACAAUCGGGCCCAUAUGCAGGACAGUGUCAGAUGCGGUUUAUGUGCUUGAUGCAAUUGUGGGAUAUGAUCCAAGAGAUCAUGAAGCAACAAAUGCUGCAGCAAAAUUCAUUCCUCUAGGUGGUUACAAACAAUUUCUAAAGGAAAAAGGGCUCAAAGGAAAGAGACUUGGAGUUGUAAGGAAUCCAUUUUUGGACAUUUAUAAUGGGUCUUCUGCUAUUUCAACCUUCGAGUGUCACCUUAAGACAUUAAGGCAAGGAGGUGCAACCGUAAUUGAUCAUUUGGAGAUAGAAAAUAUUGAUAUCAUUAAUGACGCUAAUCAGAGCGGCGAAGGAAUUGCUUUAACAACAGAGUUCAAGGUCGAGUUGAAUAAAUAUCUCCACGACUUAGUAAACUCUCCAGUGAAAUCCCUUGCAGAUAUCAUUGCUUUCAACUUAGAGAACCCUGAACUGGAAUUGAUGACGAAAUAUGGACAAGAGCAGUUAAUUGCAGCGGAGAUGACAAAUGGUAUUGGAGAAGAUGUGUUCAAAGCAGUGGACACCAUGAAGAAACUGUCAGAAAAUGGAUUUGAGAAAUUGAUGAAGGAGAAUGAGUUGGAUGCUAUGGUGACACUAGGCUGGGGAGCUUCGACUGUACUGGCUAUUGGAGGUUAUCCUGCAAUUUCAGUCCCGGCUGGGUAUGAAUUAAGCAGUAAAAUGCCAUUUGGGAUAUGUUUUGGUGGAUUGAAAGGUACUGAGCCUAAGUUGAUUGAAAUCGCUUAUGCUUUUGAACAAGCUACCAUGGUUCGAAGGCCACCUCCAAUCGUGCGAAUGGGACCAAUGUAAAUGCAAUGAAGAAGUUUAUAACUUUAUAGUGGUCAAUUUGUUCAAUAUCAAAUGCUUUGCAAUGUUAAAAUAAAAAGAAAAACAAGUAUAGAUCUAACACAAUUAUUAAAUCAUGUAAAGCUUACCUUUUUCAAACACAAUUAAUUAGGACAUAAAAUUGGCCA
Messenger RNA from Cannabis sativa, 1797 nucleotides. RefSeq names its product probable amidase At4g34880. The transcript has 5 exons. NCBI's taxonomy places the organism in Eukaryota, Viridiplantae, Streptophyta, Magnoliopsida, Rosales, Cannabaceae. The record is from RefSeq and is a predicted model, not a curated record. The coding region runs from base 56 to 1633 and encodes 525 amino acids.